This is a messenger RNA of Echinops telfairi (small Madagascar hedgehog), 5238 nucleotides long. RefSeq names its product cilia and flagella associated protein 43 (gene CFAP43). Bases 13 to 5022 code for a protein of 1669 amino acids. The transcript is spliced from 38 exons. Gene Ontology annotation, biological process: cilium assembly; sperm axoneme assembly. Gene Ontology annotation, cellular component: axoneme. NCBI's taxonomy places the organism in Eukaryota, Metazoa, Chordata, Mammalia, Afrosoricida, Tenrecidae. Gene Ontology annotation, molecular function: protein binding. The record is from RefSeq and is a predicted model, not a curated record.
GAAGCGCGGGUGAUGGCGCAACCCCACGAGCGAGAAGAGACCCAUUCCCACGGGGUCAGCUCAGCCCUGUCCGUGAGGUGGGUGCAAGGAUACCCUAAGCAGAAUGUUCAAUUUGUGAACAAUGAAACCAUUUGUUACCCUUCCGGGAAUUAUAUCAUAUUCAUUAAUAUGGAAACUAAGGAAAAGACAGUUCUCCAGUGUGUGACCGGAAUUGUGGGCGUCAUGGCAACGAACAUUCCCUAUGAGCUUAUAGCUUUUUCAGAUCGGAAAUAUAACCCCACCAUCCACAUAUACAAGUUUCCUGGAUUGACAAGAAAGACCAAAUUAAAAGGCACUGUGCUUCUGGACUACACGUUACUUAGCUUCAGCUACUGUGGCACGUACCUGGCUAGCUACUCCUCCCUCCCGGACUAUGAACUGGCCCUCUGGAACUGGGACUCCCAGGUCAUUCUGUGCAAGCAGUCACAGCCUGGUGUGGAUGUGAACCAGAUGACUUUUAACCCUAUGAACUGGCACCAGCUGUGUUUGUCCAGUUCCAGUGCAGUGAACGUAUGGACCGUUGAGCGAAGUAACCAGGUGCACCACUUCUCGGCAAAGUCAGUAAAACUACCAACAGAAGAUGGGUCCCUUCUGAUUGAAAGAGACAUCAUUUUCUCCCACUCGAAGCCCAAGGAUCUUAUCUAUGGACCGGUGCUCCCUAUAUCCGCUAUCGCUGGGCUAGUGGGUGAAGAAGCAGAAACUUUCAGGCCAAAGGAUGAUCUGCAUCCUUUGCUUCACCCAACGAUGCAUUGCUGGACUCCAACUAAUGACUUGUAUAUUGGCUGUGAAGAGGGCUAUCUUUUAAUGAUCAAUGGAGAGACUUUGAAGGUGACUGUGCUGAAUAAGAUUGAAGAACCACCAUCUACGGGCAGAGGAAAUAUUAUCAGCCCAGUCACCUUGGUAUAUCAGAAGGAAGGCAUCUUUGCUUCUGGAAUAGAUGGCUUUGUGUAUUCUUUUAUUAUUAAAGACUCAAGUUACAAAGUGCAGAAUUUUGUGGAGCUGGAAGAGCCCGUGGAGCAUUUGACGUUUUCUCCCAAUUACAAAGUGUUGCUGAUUCAAACACAGAAGGGAUCUGUUUAUACUUGCACUUUUGAUGAGGAGCCAGUCUUUAAUGAAGUCCUAAUUGCGUGUGAAGGGAACUUUCAGGCAAUUGAUUUUAUCAAACCUGCAAACAGUCACUUCCUGACACUCACAGCUUCCGGGGAAGUUGGUAUUUGGCAUUUGGAGGAUUGUUCUCCCGUCGGCAAGCUUUCUCUUCAUACCCCAUCGACGGUCCUGGCUUGCUCUCCCUCGUCACACUCUGCUGUCGUGGGGACCUUGGAUGGCUCAGUCCACUUCCUUGAUGUUUCUGACCUCAGCGCCCCUUCGGAAAUCCACAGGGUCUUUCUUUCGGAAGCAUCUGUGCAGAGUGUUAUUUAUGACCAGCGAGGAAUAUUUCUGUUAGUAGGAACAUCAGAAGGACACAUCUUUGUCAUCAAUGCCAAACCCUCAAGCUCAUUUAAGAUUCUUGGAUUCACAGAGAUGAUCAAAGGCAUCUCCCAAAUAUCCACCGUGUCCCUUCUGGAAACAGACACAGUGGAGGUGAUGGUGCUGACCCCACUCCCAGAAGCAGGAAGAAGCAGACUGGAACUGUUUACUCUGCCUACAAUCCUACCACAAGUUGCCGAAUCCCUCAUGGAUAAAAGAGGGAGGCUGCAAGAGAUAUUCAUUCACAAGCUCCUGUAUGAGAUCGAGCACGUUCUCUGCUCCGCAGUCUUGGAUUUUCAAAGCCAGCGGAUUCUGGGUUUCUGUGAUCAGGUGCCAUACAUCUGCAGCUAUCUUCUUCCCCCCAAUGAGCAUACUGGUGUUUGUUUUCUUAAACCAUUUCAAAAACUACAAAGCAGACAACACGGCCCUGGAAAACUCUACUUGUCUUCGCAUGGGCUAUGGCUCCUAAGCACAGUGAAGGGUGGAAUCCUGUAUAUCCGAGAUGUUCAAACUUUAGAAAUAUUUGCUCGGUGUCGGAGCCAUUCUUACCAGGGGCAAGGGAUUCAGUCACUGACCAUUUCAUUGGAUGGACAGGACAUCCUGGUGAAUGGGAAAACUGACAGUACUCUUGUUGCUUUGAAGUGGAAGCGCUUUGGAGGCCUCUUAGCGACUAACAGUCUUGAUCACUACCUGAAACUUUUGUCUUCUCUGAACAAUACCAUAGAAGAGGAGCAUAGCUAUAUAAAAUCUAUGUCAAAACAAUCCUUAGAUUUGGAACUGGGAAAUGAAAAUACAGAACCUCAAGAAAACAUGCCAAUAAGAAUUGAGUCCUCACAAGAGGAAAUGCCCUCAGCUCAAGACAUUAAAAAAAUAUCCUGGAUGCAAACAAAAAGUCAAGAGGCCAUUAAAGAAGAGGUUAACCAGUUCUCCAAGAAAAGGAAAGACAUUAAAAAAGGAAUCAAAGCACUUGUUAGGAUGGUUGCGAGUAUGAUGGAAGAAAAUGAAAGCUUGGCCUUUGUUGCCAGAUUAGAACAAAAAGAAUUUAGCCUGGAUCUUGAAGAGUUGGAAAGGCUUCACGAUGAGAGUGAGGAAGAAAUAGCAAAGAUAAAAAAAGACAGCGAGAUGGAGAACCUAGCCAAAAACUAUUUGGCUGAUCUAAUCAAAGGGGAAUGCUGGAAUUCGAUGACUGUGAAAGGCCGUUCUCUGAAGUGCUUUCACCUACCCUAUGUAGUUGAGAACUUCCCAAUGAAAGAGCGCACAGCUGAAGAGCUGAAAGAAUUGGAGAAAGUUUUACAGCAAAAGAAGAUCGAAACAGAGUGUCUUAAAUUGCGGAAGGAAAUUGUAGAGGUUGAGUCUACAGUAUCCUUAAGCAAAAAGCAUCACGAGGAGGAUGAUGAAGAGGAAGAAGAAAACGUGACAAUAAAAAAUGCCAACUUGCCCAAUUACCUGCUUGGCAGCCAGAGUACAGAUUUUUGGGUGGAUACUACUUAUUUGCAAAGCCAGUUGGAACUUCACUCCAGAGAAGAGAAGAUUGACCAAAUUAUAUUACUGAAGGAUAUCAUCUACAAGGUCAAAACUGUUUUUAAUAAAGAGUUUAAUGCUUCAUUUAAACAAAAAGAGUUCGAAAUUGCACGUGUGAAGGAAAGAAAUGUAAGAAUUCAAGAAAUUAUUACAGAUCUGGAGUUGGAAGACAAGAUCUGGCAACCAGAAUUAGAAGAUAGUGAGGUGCCUGAGAGAACCCUGGUUGUGGAGGAAAGUGAGAUUAAAGCUAGAAAAUACGUAAGGCCAUGGCAAAAAGUCAGAGAAGAACUUAUUUUGACACACAAGAUGGAGAAAUUGUUUGCCUUUCAGGCCUCUGACAUGAGACAGCGGGCCCUGAUGGACAUGAUGGGAGGUGUUCUGGAAGUCAAGAAGGAAGAUAUCUUGAAGAUGGUAAUUCCUCAACCUGCUUUCAUGGUCAAGCCUGAUGCCAUGUGGUCGGAAGAGGAAAGGAAACAAUUCAAAGAAUAUGAGAAAAAAGUCAAGGAACUAAAUGAAGAAAGAGACAAGUAUAGAAAGUCCUUAGAAGCAGAAAUGAAGAAACUGCAAAACAACAUUCUAGAAACCACACAGGCCUUCGACGAGCAUUUGAAAAGGCUCUUUGAAAGGAGAGUGAAGGCUGAGAUGGUCGUCAACCAGGAGGAAUUGAAAAUAAAUAAUCUUCUUUUCUCUUUACUCUUGGAUGAAGAAUUAAGCUCCAGAGAACUGUGUCUCAACAACUACCUUACAAGGCAGCAGCAGCAGAAAAUCCAGACAUCAAAGGCUAUCCAAAAUGCCAAGGAAGACCUUGAUAUGUACAAGGAGAACUAUGACAACUUAGUGGCAGAAGACAAAGUCAUGGACCGCAGCUUUAAAAAGGAGUUUUCUGAACUUCCCAUUCAACAGGUGGAUUUACUCUACAAACUUUUCAAGCGUCGCCCAAGGGUUCACAAACAGAAAAUGCAGCAGGAUGCGAUCAGCCUCAACCCUUUCGGGGAGCGGGUUGGAGCUGAGAAGUUGGCGAAGGAUGCUGUCACACAGCUACUGAAAUCCAUGGAGGAACUGGACAAUGUGAGCAACAUGCCGGAAGGCCUGGAUGCCUCCGUCUGGGAGCACUUCUGUGCCACGAGACGAGCAAAAGUGGAAAACGAGCAGAAAGUCAAGCAGAAAGGCUCCGGUUUAAUGGAAAUGUUGACUUUUCUCCGGAAGAGAAUUGAGGACGAUGAGAAGGUGCAGAAGAACAUCGAGAAAGUGUUCCGUGAGCUUGUCAUAUUACAGGAAGAUAAAGUAGAAUUCCAGUUGAAUUUAACCAUCCAAAUUCUCCUCAAACAAGGACAAGUAGAACUGGAGAACUUCCAAUUACUUCUGGAAUAUCCUGAUGCAAUUCUCAUCAACAAGAACAUAAUUGAGGAUUUGAAUUCUGUGAUUCGGACCCAAGGACAAAAGAAAGUUGCCAGUAUGGUGGAAAGUAAAGACGUUCACAAAGGAAUAUUUCAAAUAGAAUGGGAACAUAAGAAAAUGGAGAUGGAAAUGGAAGAUCUAAACCAAAAGGCUUGGGAUAUUCAGAUGCUGUUUUUUUCAAGAGAUCGUCAAAAGUUCCUAAAUGAACCACGCUAUGAGACUCUGAUAGCUAUUCAGAUUGGGAUAAUGGAGCAAACUAUUGCUGUUAUAGAAAAGACCCAUAGGAAGAAUGUGGAAAAUUGCAAAAAACUCAUUAAAAAGCUUGGAAGGUACAGCGGUCACAAGGAUUUAUCAAAUUAUGUUCUAAGUUGCAAUUUACGAGAAGAGUUGGUGGCUGUCUCAGAGAGAAGAGACAUCUGUAAUACAAUUGGAUCUAAACUGACUUGUGAAAAGAUUGCCAAAGAACGAUAUGAUAACAUGAUGGAACAACAAAGGCUAACCCAUAUUUCAAAACAACAAGCUGAAGAGAUUUCAAUUCUACAGGCUGAAGUUGAAAGAUUAAGGAUGAGAACAUUCCCUGCUCUGGUUCCAUUUUAAAACAGCUAGCCCAAUCAUCAUUUAAAAAAUUGUUUCAUUUGCUUAAAAUUGUUUUUCUUUUGUUGGGAAAUUUAAGUAGAUUCUACUCGAUGUUACAUAUUUUAAAUAGCAAUUUUUUAAAGUUUAAGCAUUAAUCAUUAUAAACAUGUUUGUCCUACAUUAAUAAAUGUUAGAAAUAUUAUGAAUUAAUUUUUUUUAUUCAAGAGUGAACAAGAU